Messenger RNA from Alternaria alternata, 717 nucleotides. RefSeq lists its product as hypothetical. Lineage: Eukaryota; Fungi; Ascomycota; Dothideomycetes; Pleosporales; Pleosporaceae. The record is from RefSeq and is a predicted model, not a curated record. The transcript is spliced from 2 exons. The coding region runs from base 205 to 522 and encodes 105 amino acids.
ACCAGCAGUAGCGAGCUGCAGUCGCAGGGGUCUGGUAUCUCAUGUCUCCUACUGUACACGAGCAUGAUAUAGGUACGUCUUUUGCUUUCCUGCACCGUCUUCAGAUAGACCACACUGCCCACCAUACCUCAAGGCUUUUGCAAUCCAAUUAUACGACUGUAGUCCAUCUUGGUUCUCUUGAACCAAGCCUCGCAUCGCAUCCCCAUGUCUUCUUCUACCACCACUGCAGCCGGUCAAGUCAACAACUCUACAUCAACUCAGCCCGUCAAUACAGACACUAGACUACCUACGCACCAUGUACCGUCACACAACGCACAUUCCACCAAUAACAGCAACAAUCGCAACAACUCGAAUAUAAUCGCAAGGGCCAUGACUUUCCCACCCAUGCAAAACGACCAGACGUGGUACGACUACCUCGUUACGAACUUCAAAGUCAUUACGAUUGUAAUCGCCCUCAUAACACUGGCGUGCACUGUCAUCGGGAUUAUUGCCGGCAUUGUCAUUGCUAUCGUGCGCAAGUGAGCUAUGCAGAACCGGUAAUGUCCAAGGGAUGUUCAAGAGAUAUGGACAUGGAGUUGAUGGAGUUGCUUAUGUUGGAGUUAGACAGGCGCAAUGAAUGGACGAUAUGCAAUAAAUGUACGACUAACUCAAAAAGACGGAAGAAGCUGCACACCAGUAACACGGGAGAACUAGAUAAAGGGAAGGAAGAAAAAGACA